This is a messenger RNA of Sinocyclocheilus grahami, 1649 nucleotides long. RefSeq names its product keratin, type II cytoskeletal 8-like. The record is from RefSeq and is a predicted model, not a curated record. Gene Ontology annotation, biological process: intermediate filament organization; keratinization. The transcript is spliced from 6 exons. Lineage: Eukaryota; Metazoa; Chordata; Actinopteri; Cypriniformes; Cyprinidae. The coding region runs from base 104 to 1084 and encodes 326 amino acids. Gene Ontology annotation, cellular component: keratin filament. Gene Ontology annotation, molecular function: structural constituent of skin epidermis.
UCUAUCUGCUCGAGUUUCUCCAGCACAGCAGACAAGGCUCAUAUCUGCUGCUCUUGCUCCAAGUCAUUCUCUGCCAGCACAAGACAGAAAACACAUCAGCAGGAUGUCGUUCACCAAGAAAACCAACUACACUGUGAAGUCCUCUUCCUCUGGAUCUGCUCCACGCAGCUUCAGCAGUAUGUCUUACUCUGGCCCCAGCGUCAGCCGGCAGAGCUACAGUGUGCGCAGCUCCUACGGAGGUGCCAACCGUGGCAUGGGAUCUGGAUUGGGAGGAGGUAGCUUCAUCAGCAGCUCUUCAGCCUAUGGUCUUGGCAUGGGAAUGGGCAUGGCCUAUGGUCUUGGCAUGGGAAUGGGCAUGGGUACCGGUGUCGUAGCACCCAUUCAAGCAGUCACCUUCAACAAGAGCCUCCUGGCACCUCUGAACCUGGAGAUCGACCCCAACAUCCAGGUUGUCCGCACCCAGGAGAAAGAGCAAAUGAAGUCCCUCAACAACCGUUUCGCUUCCUUCAUUGAUAAGGUGGGUUUAAAGCUUCUUUCUUUGAAAACAGCGCUUUCCUUUGUGAAGAUCAUGAACCGCAAGCACUACCGCGCCAAUCUGGAGAACCAGAUCGCAGAGGCAGAGGAACGUGGCGAGUUGGCCGUAAGAGAUGCCAAGGGCCGCAUUAAGGACCUGGAAGAUGCCCUGCAGAGAGCCAAGCAGGACAUGGCCCGCCAGAUUAGAGAAUAUCAGGACCUGAUGAACGUCAAACUCGCCCUGGACAUUGAGAUCGCCACAUACAGGAAGCUCCUGGAGGGAGAGGAGGACAGACUGGCAAGUGGAAUCAAGUCCAUCAAUAUCUCAAAACAGAGCACGAGCUAUGGCUCUUAUCCCCUGGAAAGUGCAAGCAGCGGCUACGGCAGCUACUCUAGUUAUUCCAGCGGCUAUGGUGGCGGAUAUGGUGGCGGCUACAGCUCUGGCGGCUACAGCUCUGGCAGUGGCUACGGUGACACCGUCUCUCAGACCAAGAAGAGCGUUGUGAUCAAGAUGAUCGAGACCAAGGAUGGCAGAGUUGUGUCUGAGUCCUCUGAGGUUGUCCAAGAUUGAGCGAGUCCCCUUCCCCAAUUCUGUCCACUAAACCUCACGCCCCUUAUGCAUUCCUGGCCUUCCCUCUCAACCGUUAUGACUGCGGCCGGUCCAAGGCACUAGACACGAAUGCAGUCAUAAACCAGGUUGUAAGCAAUAAACCAUUAACUCUGACUAAAGAAUUCCAGAGGGACCAAAUGCUCUCACUGCUCUUGUCGUGCCUUAAUCCACAUCACUAAAACUCACGCCCACAGGCCACCGCACAACAAUACUGUCUUCAGAUCGUACCUUGCACAACAUGGCCACGUCUGUAGGCUGAAUAAUCCUCGAUGUGCCACUAACAUGAGCUAGCCAUUUAGCUGAAUUGCUCAACAUGCUAAGAAACUGAUUUCCACAGUAACUAUGAAGGGAUAUGUUUGCGCUAAAUUACUAGCAUGUUAGUGGUAGACCCAUGUGGUUUGCCUAUUUAGUAGAGACCGUCAUUUCAUUGUGCUCUGGAAAAUAAGACAGAUGUUGCCCAUUGUGUAUCCUGUUUUCUGAGGUGCUGUUUUUGCUACCAAAAAUAAAGUGUUUACCUAAAACUUCA